UUUGAAUUUUCAAUUUUCAAUUUAGAGUUGAUUUUGGAUUUUUUUAUUGAAGUUUAUUUUUUUAGCAUUUGUUUUUAGAUCACUAUGAAGACGUGUAUAAAAAUUUUAUUUAUAAAUCAUAUUUCGUUUGUAAAUACGAUCGAGGCCGUAUCUUUGAGAGUUUGAGUUAUUUUAGAGACUGAUUGUGCGUCUAUGUGUUAAAAGCGAGGCUGAGAUGCCACGUGUGAGUACUAAAACGCGAGAGUUCUACUAGUCGAGUCGAGUCGAGCGGCAGCGCAGCGCCUCCGCCUCGGCAAGUCGGCGACGGUUGCCUGGCUGUUCCGCCUCCACCGCGAGAGGCUACGUCGGCGUCGCUCCGCGCCACCACCAACUCGCGAGGCCGCGACGCCGUCGUCCCGCUCCCGAGCUCGCUCCGCAAGUACGGCGACGACGCCCGUGGCGCGCCGACUUCCAUCUCCGGCCGCCAACUCGCGAGGCCGCGACGCCGUCGUCCCGCUCCCGAGCUCGCUCCGCAAGUACGGCGACGACGCCCGUGGCGCGCCGACUUCCAUCUCCGGCCACCGCCAACUCGCGAGGCCGCGACGCCGUCGUCCCGCUCCCGAGCUCGCUCCGCAAGUACGGCGACGACGCCCGUGGCGCGCCGACUUCCAUCUCCGGCCACCGCCAACUCGCGAGGCCGCGACGCCGUCGUCCCGCUCCCGAGCUCGCUCCGCAAGUACGGCGACGACGCCCGUGGCGCGCCGACUUCCAUCUCCGGCCACCACCAACUCGCGAGGCCGCGACGCCGUCGUCCCGCUCCCGAGCUCGCUCCGCAAGUACGGCGACGACGCCCGUGGCGCGCCGACUUCCAUCUCCGGCCACCACCAACUCGCGAGGCCGCGACGCCGUCGUCCCGCUCCCGCGUGCUCUCCUCCGCAAGUCGGCGACGACGCCCCUGGCUAAAGCAUAAUGUCGUCGACUCUUAACACCCUAAUAAGAACUUUCCUACGAGGGUUCUUUAGGGAAGUAAAAGAGGAAGUCAAAAACAACCCUGAUAUUGUUCGAGAGGUGUUUGAGAAGAAAUUUCUGAUGAGGGAAAGUUGCCACUGCCAAGCGCUGAUGAGGCUCUUCAGCUGCCUGAGGAGGUUAUUCAGCUGCCUCCCGAGGUGCUUGAGCGAAUUUCUAAUGUUCUUAAGGAAACCAUCCAGACUACUCCGAUGUCAGAGAACAUUGAGCUUAUUACUCCUUCAGAGAUCACCACUCUUUUAGAGAGUACCCUGCUCACCACUCCUUUACAAAGAACUUCAUCAACACCAAAUGACUGCAACACUAUCAUGCCUAUAUCUCUAUCUGUGUACUCAAGUCAGCACAUUCUUGGCUUGGUCAAAGAGAUUAUGUCCGAUGUAAAAUUGAGACCCUAUAUCGUUGGAGCAGUCUGCGUUGUGGGAGUCAUAGUAGCCUAUAUUCUUUACAAGAAAAGAACAGCUGCUCUCAACAAUAGAAAUCCCAAUGGAGGGGACGACAUUGCUGAUGAUUUUUGGGGCAAUUGGCAUGAUGGGAACCUGGAGAUGUUUGAUGAUAGCAAUGACCAUGGUUCUUCAGACGAUGAAGGAGCCAUUCACGAUAUUGUUGCCAUUCCUGGAGAAGGUUUUCAAUUCAAUAUUAUUGCUAUUACUGGAGGAGGGUUCCAAUUCCUUGUUGAGGUAUUUGGCAGUGAUUCUUCAAACGAUGAAAUUCAGAAUGUUGCUAUUCCUGGAAGAGGGUUCCAAUUCCUUGUUCAGGUUGCCAUACCAGUCGCCCCCACAUUCAAGGUGUUCAUGGCAUUGACAAAGUUUGAAGGGUUCACUGCACCCCCUUACAGCCCUAACAAUAGCAAGAACCUUCCCCUAACAGCAGCCCUCCUCAAGUUUAUUGAUGCGGUGAAUCAAGGCUCCUUAGUGCCAUCAGUAGUCUUCCUCAAGUUUAUUGAUGCGGUGAAUCAAGGCUCCUUAAAGCCAUCAGUAGUCUUCCCCAGUUCUCAAAUUUCUGGAUUCAAUAGAUCAAGGCUCCUUACCACCAGUACCAGUCAUCCUGCAGUGCAUGAAUCCAAUGGAUCAAGGCUCCUUUCACUCAGUGCUUAGACCCCAGAAGCUGCGGCAUGCAGGAUAUAUAUAGCUAGGACCCGACCUAUUUGUCAUUCAAAGGAGAGGAAAUGUAGCAUAGAUAGAUAGCAUUGUUGGUUCGAGAGUUCAUACAUAUUUGCCGAUACUUGCUGAUUUGAGUGAAAGGACGAGUGAGAGAUUUGAAGAUGGGCUUCAGGUAACUGCCGAGAAACAAUCUGGCUUGUCUAGUUUCGAUUUGAUGAAAACUUCUGUUCCUAGCAUUCCUUCGUUUAACCCAAAUCAUGUCAAUAUCACUUGCAUGUUAUUGCAUUAACCUGCUGGUAGUUUUUGACC
Messenger RNA from Oryza sativa Japonica Group (Japanese rice), 2414 nucleotides. RefSeq lists its product as uncharacterized. Lineage: Eukaryota; Viridiplantae; Streptophyta; Magnoliopsida; Poales; Poaceae. The record is from RefSeq and is a predicted model, not a curated record.